Molecule: messenger RNA, 892 nt
Organism: Xenia sp. Carnegie-2017
Lineage: Eukaryota; Metazoa; Cnidaria; Anthozoa; Malacalcyonacea; Xeniidae
Exons: 3
Coding region: 105-710 (201 amino acids)
Source: RefSeq, a predicted model, not a curated record
AUGUAUCGUCGCCAAUGUGUCUGCAAAAGACGAAGACUACCGAGGAAGAACAGCAGAGUUAAAGACAACGCGAAUAACAUACAAUCCAAUUUCUCACCAAGAUAAUGGAAGUUAUGCCCCUUCUGUUUUGCCUUUUUGCUGUUGUCGCGGCAAAGCCGUCUAUCAGCAACGAAGUUACAACCGAAAGCGACUUGGCACCGGGAAAAAUCUGGGGACCAGUAAUUACUCAUGCAGGAAAAAUGACUGUCACCAAAGACGGUCUUCUUCAUAAGUACAAAUACUCCAGCAAGGGUAGAAAAGAUAUGCUUUCGGAUUUCAUACUUACUAGUGAAAUCUUCCAAAAUAUAACCGCGAUGCAUAAACAUAUGAAAGCCGUCCUUAAAGAAGACGAUCUCCUUCUCAGUACCGAUCCCGAAGCCUUAGAGGGAAAAUACCUAGAAAUCCUAACCAUCAAACAAAUUUCUUUCGAGAAAGUCAAGCUCGUGUGUCAUAGCUACAAACAAACGCCUGCAUUUUGCCACAAGUUGACCAACACGCACCACGCAACUCGAUUGCUGUACAGCAUGGUGAGGGAAACAGAAUCUGGAUACGUUUUUCCUUGUUUGUUUUUUAGCCACCAAGGUUGCAGUGAUCAACCGGGUGAUUGCUUCUGGGUGACGCACAUCAAUGAAGUCGCGAUCGUCGACAAAGAUGUGGUGCUGAAUUGUUGAACAGUUUAACUUAACGAGCUGAACAUAUGAUUUUUUUAUCUUUUUGUAUUCGUCUUGUUUUCGUGUUUUCUGGGGAAUUGUUAAGUAAAUCAAAGAAAAAUGCAUUGAUUGGUGAUGUGUGUAAAAACAUUUAAUAAAUUUUAUGGGGUAUUUUACAUUGAAUAUAAAUAGUUUUCUUUGUC